UUGAACAUCAAUUGGAUUCAUCAUUGAGGCAAAUAAGGUCAACUAAGACACAACACAUGCUUGAUCAACUUGCUGAACUUCAUCAAAAGGAACAAUCUCUUACUGAAAUGAACAAAUCUUUGAAGACAAAGUUGGAAGAACUUGGUGUUGCCUUUCAAACAUCAUGGCAUUCUGGGGAGCAAAGUGUACAAUAUAGACAGCAGCAGCCUGAGGGAUUUUUUCAACAUGUGGAUUACAAUAAUAAUACAGUGUCUGAUAUAAGGUACGGGUACGAUGCCGUGCUACCGAAACAUGCAGCACCAUCAACACAAGAUGCUUCUGGAGUUGUACCUGGAUGGAUGCUUUGAAU
Messenger RNA from Capsicum annuum, 349 nucleotides. RefSeq names its product MADS-box protein CMB1-like. Gene Ontology annotation, molecular function: protein dimerization activity; RNA polymerase II cis-regulatory region sequence-specific DNA binding; DNA-binding transcription factor activity, RNA polymerase II-specific. Gene Ontology annotation, cellular component: nucleus. The record is from RefSeq and is marked validated. Gene Ontology annotation, biological process: positive regulation of transcription by RNA polymerase II. NCBI's taxonomy places the organism in Eukaryota, Viridiplantae, Streptophyta, Magnoliopsida, Solanales, Solanaceae.